Paramuricea clavata is the source of this 293-nucleotide messenger RNA. The record is from the annotation of a GenBank genome assembly. Lineage: Eukaryota; Metazoa; Cnidaria; Anthozoa; Malacalcyonacea; Plexauridae.
CCUUCGAGUCGAUCAACCAGGUCUUUCUUCAGCUCAGAUAUAACAGUCCUUCUUGCCAAUUUGGCUGAUGUUGGAUUUCAGCUUGCUUAUUCUCGGAAUGAUCCUGGAGAAGUUAAUAGUCCCUUCCCUAAUCCUGUUAUCACAAUUAUUCUUAUCUAUUCUAUUCUAGCUUGUUUUAGUGCUAUUCUGCUUCUUGUGGGCGGUGGUUUUAACACAAAAUGUGCAAUCAUAUCUGGUCUAAUUUGUGAUUCGUAUAAACUUUAUGACGGCAACAAUAAACUGAAAGCAAUAUG